UAGAAGCUCAAGCCUGACGCCGCUGAAAAGGCAACUGCACUUGCCUUAUUCAAAGACCUAAGGAAAUUCUCUUUGACCGACACAUGCUUCGAGCUCUGUUAUAAGCUGAAGAGAAAAUCCAAGCAGAUUAAAAAACCCAAAAAACCUUGGAUCAUUGUUUUGGCCUUGUACAGGAGAACAGAAGAGAAGCUGUCAUGCUUUGCAUGUCAAGUAGCUACUGAGCUGCUUGACAGCUUCUGGAUUCCAGCCCCACUGGGAAUGAGGCAGCGCAGGAAACCAUGAGUAAUGAGUCCUGUGGUCUGCUUCUGCUGCUAUAACACCAUGGCAGGCAGUCCAUGAUCCAACAGGAGGAUCUGUCCUAGGAAGGCAGCGCUGGAACUGGUAAUUUAUUCCCUGAGAAAGGAGAGGAAAAACCCUUGGGAAAAUACAGUUGGUGGAUAACAUGUAAAAAGAAGUCCACACACAUUGGGAUACUGAUGCAUUCUCACUGGGUUUGUGGAUCCACUUGGAGAAGGGUUUUUUGACAUUUUUCCCCCCACUCCAAAGUUGGUAAUGUGGGGUUUUGGUAAAAUUUCUGCUGACUCAUACAUCCCUAGACACCUCUUGCUAAACCAAGUUGAUAAGUGAGUAAGUCUAUUGGUGCCUUCUUUUUUGCUGAAGAUCUCUUGCAGUUCAGCCAAGAUUGACCACUCAACACGUGGGUCAUUCCUUGUAAGGGAUCCCAGCUCAGACGUGCAUCUUGGGCACUCACAACCUGGGCUUCUCAUGCUAGGGAGGCAUUUACAAUAACCACAGUGUAAAGGGGAAAUAAGAGUGAGUCAACUGUCUAGCGUGAGAGGUGACUGGAAAGAUUUUACCCUGUCUGCUCCAGCCCCCCUCCCACCUUUCCCCCCUCCACACCCCCCUCUCCCCCGCCCAACCCCACGAAGCAUGGGGGCUGUGCUCCUCAAGCAUGGGGGCUGCCUCCUGCUGUGGCUGGCCCUGCUGCUGGGCUGCUGGGCUGAGCUUGGCAGUGGCCUGGAGUUCCCAGGGGCUGAGGGCCAAUGGACCCGCUUUCCCAAGUGGAAUGCCUGCUGUGAGAGUGAAAUGAGCUUCAAUAUGAAGACACGCAGCUCUAGUGGGUUGGUCCUCUAUUUUGAUGAUGAGGGGUUCUGUGACUUCCUGGAGCUGAUCUUGACCCAAGGGGGGAGGCUUCAGCUCAGCUUCUCUAUCUUCUGUGCUGAGCCUGCCACCCUGCUGACUGACAGAGCUGUAAAUGACAACCUCUGGCACACAGUGGUCAUCCACCGCCAUUUUAAGAACACAACACUACUCAUUGACCAGACCGAGGCAAAGUGGGUGGAAGUGAAGUCCAAGCGGCGUGACAUGACUGUCUUCAGUGGCCUCUUCUUGGGUGGGCUCCCACCCGAGCUCCGCUCAGCAACCCUGAAACUGACGCUUUCCUCAGUGAAGGACCGGGAGCCGUUCAAGGGCUGGAUAACUGAUGUCAGGGUCAACUAUACACAGGCCUCACCUGUGGAGAGUCAGGAGGUUCGGCUGGAUGAUGAGCAGAGCCGCCUGUGUGCGAGGGAUGAUGUUUGCCUCAACGGUGGCAUCUGCUCAGUGCUCAAUGACCAGGCUAUCUGCGACUGCUCACAAACUGGCUUUCGGGGGAAGGACUGCAGUGAAGGAAAAGAAGAAUAUAUUGCAACAUUCAAGGGAUCAGAAUAUUUCUGCUAUGAUUUGUCCCAGAACCCCAUACAGAGCAGCAGUGAUGAAAUAACUCUGUCAUUUAAAACUCUUCAGAGGAACGGACUGAUGCUUCAUACAGGAAAAUCAGCUGAUUAUGUCAAUCUUGCACUGAAAAAUGGAGCUGUCUCGUUGGUCAUUAAUUUGGGCUCAGGGGCCUUUGAAGCACUGGUGGAACCUGUGAAUGGAAAAUUUAAUGACAAUGCCUGGCAUGAUGUGAAAGUAACCAGGAAUCUGCGUCAGCACUCAGGCAUUGGACACGCUAUGGUGACAAUAUCAGUGGAUGGAAUUCUGACUACUACGGGCUACACGCAAGAAGACUACACCAUGCUGGGUUCUGAUGACUUUUUCUAUGUUGGUGGCAGUCCUAGCACAGCAGACCUACCAGGUUCACCAGUCAGUAACAACUUUAUGGGUUGUCUCAAAGAGGUUGUAUAUAAAAAUAACGAUGUCAGACUGGAGUUAUCUCGACUUGCCAAGCAAGGAGAUCCUAAAAUGAAAAUUCAUGGAGUUGUAGCAUUUAAAUGUGAGAAUGUUGCAACCUUGGAUCCAAUCACAUUUGAAACACCGGAGUCUUUCAUCUCUUUGCCAAAGUGGAAUGCCAAGAAAACAGGGUCAAUAUCAUUUGACUUUCGCACAACUGAGCCAAAUGGACUGAUUCUUUUCAGUCAUGGAAAACCAAGGCAUCAGAAAGAUGCCAAACACCCACAAAUGGUAAAGGUUGACUUUUUUGCCAUUGAGAUGCUUGAUGGUUACCUUUACCUGCUGUUAGAUAUGGGAUCGGGUACUAUUAAAAUAAAAGCCUUGCAAAAGAAAGUGAAUGAUGGAGAGUGGUACCAUGUGGACUUUCAGCGGGAUGGACGGUCAGGUACCAUUUCUGUGAACACAUUACGUACACCUUACACUGCACCAGGAGAAAGUGAAAUCCUAGACCUAGAUGAUGACUUGUAUCUUGGAGGCUUGCCAGAAAAUAAAGCAGGGUUGGUCUUUCCAACAGAGGUGUGGACAGCACUUCUCAAUUACGGAUAUGUUGGCUGCAUCAGAGACUUGUUUAUUGAUGGCCAAAGCAAGGAUAUUCGACAAAUGGCUGAAAUUCAAAGCACUGCUGGAGUGAAACCCUCAUGCUCAAGAGAAACUGCAAAACCAUGCCUGAGCAACCCCUGUAAAAACAAUGGUGUAUGCAGGGAUGGGUGGAACAGAUAUAUCUGUGAUUGUUCUGGUACAGGCUACCUUGGCAGAUCAUGUGAGAGAGAUGGCAACAGUUUAAGCUAUGAUGGAAGUAUGUUUAUGAAUACAGCUCCCUGUUUUAUGCAUACAGAGCAGAAGAUGUGUCCUUACGGUUUCAGGUCUCAGCGAGCUUAUGGCAUUUUAAUGGCAACUACUUCUAGGGAAUCCUGCAGAUACACUUCGUUGGAGCUGAUGCAGGACGAGUUAAACUAACGGUUCAACCUAGACUGUAUCAGGAUUAACUGUAAUUCCAGCAAAGGUCCAGAAACCCUUUUUGCUGGCUAUAACCUCAAUGAUAAUGAGUGGCACACGGUACGUGUGGUUCGUCGAGGAAAAAGUUUAAAGUUAAUGGUGGAUGACCAACAAGCUAUGACAGGUCAAAUGGCUGGUGAUCACACGAGACUGGAAUUCCAUAACAUAGAGACAGGAAUAAUAACAGAACGCCGCUACCUGUCCUCUGUUCCCUCUAAUUUCAUUGGACAUCUGCAGAGUCUCACGUUUAACGGCAUGGCAUACAUUGACCUAUGUAAAAAUGGAGACAUUGAUUAUUGUGAGCUAAAUGCCAGAUUUGGGUUCAGGAAUAUCAUAGCAGAUCCUGUCACCUUCAAAACAAAAGCAAGCUAUGUUGCACUGGCCACACUACAAGCCUACACAUCUAUGCACCUUUUUUUCCAGUUCAAAACAACAUCACUGGAUGGACUGAUACUCUAUAACAGUGGAGAUGGAAAUGAUUUCAUUGUAGUUGAAUUAGUUAAAGGGUAUUUACACUAUGUGUUUGAUUUGGGAAAUGGUGCGAAUCUCAUCAAAGGAAGUUCUAAUAAACCUCUGAAUGACAAUCAGUGGCACAAUGUGAUGAUAUCGAGGGAUACCAAUAAUCUUCAUACUGUGAAGAUUGACACUAAAAUCACAACACAAAGCACAGCAGGAGCCAGAAACUUAGACCUCAAAAGUGAUUUGUAUAUUGGAGGAGUGGCGAAAGAAAUGUAUAAAUCCUUACCAAAACUGGUACAUGCAAAGGAGGGAUUUCAAGGUUGCCUUGCAUCAGUUGACUUAAAUGGACGUCUGCCUGAUCUGAUCUCGGAUGCCCUCUUUUGCAAUGGGCAAAUAGAAAGAGGAUGUGAAGGCCCCAGUACCACAUGCCAAGAGGAUUCGUGUGCAAACCAAGGAGUGUGCUUGCAGCAGUGGGAUGGAUUCAGCUGUGACUGCAGUAUGACCUCCUUUAGUGGACCAUUGUGCAAUGACCCGGGAACAACAUAUAUCUUUAGCAAAGGUGGUGGACAAAUCACAUACACCUGGCCUCCUAAUGAUCGGCCAAGCACUCGUGCUGACAGACUGGCAAUAGGAUUUAGCACUGUUCAAAAAGAAGCAGUUUUGGUACGAGUAGACAGUUCUACUGGGCUUGGAGACUAUUUAGAGCUGCAUAUUCACCAGGGAAAAAUUGGAGUUAAGUUUAAUGUUGGAACUGAUGACAUCUCUAUCGAAGAGAUCAACGCAAUCAUUAAUGAUGGAAAAUACCAUGUAGUACGUUUUACAAGAAGUGGUGGCAAUGCCACAUUACAGGUGGACAGCUGGCAAGUUAUAGAACGUUACCCGGCAGGAAACAAUGAUAACGAGCGCCUGGCGAUUGCUAGACAGCGAAUUCCAUAUCGACUUGGUCGAGUAGUUGAUGAAUGGCUACUCGACAAAGGGCGUCAGCUUACAAUCUUCAAUAGCCAAGCAACCAUAAAAAUUGGAGGCAAAGAACAGGGUCAUCCAUUCCAAGGCCAGCUCUCUGGUCUCUACUACAAUGGCUUGAAAGUUCUGAAUAUGGCAGCUGAAAAUGAUGCUAACAUCGUGAUAGAAGGAAAUGUGAGACUUGUUGGUGAAGUGCCUUCUUCUAUGACAACUGAGUCAACCGCCACAGCAAUGCAGUCUGAGAUGUCCACGUCAGUUAUGGAAACUACCACCACUUUGGCCACAAGCACUGUCAGAAGAGGAAAGACCCCUACAAAAGAACCUAUUGGUCAGACCACAGAUGACAUCCUGGUGGCCUCGGCUGAAUGUCCCAGUGAUGACGAGGAUAUAGAUCCCUGUGAGCCGAGCUCAGCAAAUCCUACCAGAGCAGGAGGAAGAGAAUACCCAGGCUCAGCUGAAGUGAUUCGAGAGUCCAGCAGCACAACAGGCAUGGUGGUUGGAAUCGUUGCAGCAGCAGCACUGUGUAUCCUAAUCCUUCUUUAUGCUAUGUACAAGUACAGAAACAGAGAUGAAGGCUCGUACCAUGUAGAUGAGAGUCGAAACUACAUCAGUAACUCAGCACAGUCCAAUGGGGCUGUGAUUAAGGAAAAACAGCCCAACAGUGCUAAAAGUUCCAACAAGAACAAGAAAAAUAAGGAUAAGGAAUACUAUGUCUGAUCCCAACAUCUAAGAGAACACUUGUAUAGAAAUAGUCUUCAUUUUAUCUGAGACAUAAUACAAACUUAUUUACUUUACUUUUUAUGAAGCACAUAAAAAAAGAAGACAGGGAACGCAAUCAGAAAGGAAAGACUGUUUUAAAAACAAGCAUUUCAUGCUCUUGUUUUUCAGAAACAGGAGCCAAUACAUUUCUAAACAUCCACAGUGUUUUCAUUUACUCUGCCUGUCUUUAUGUUGCUGGAACAUUUCUGAAAGACAAUGAUGACACCACGCAUUCAUAAAGCAACGAGUAUUACUACAACAACAAGGCACAAUAUGAAACAAACUAAAUUAAAAAAAGAAAAAACUCUCUCUCUCUCUCACACACACACACACACACACACACACACACACACACACACACACACACACACACACACACACACACACGAAGCUACCUAUGAUUCUGGAUUUAGCCAAAGUGCUAGUGCUUUCUUGAGAAGUAAGUUAGUCUAUUGCCAGAGAAGACUGUCAUUAUAUACGGUGACUCAACAAGCAAACAUAAAAAGUUUGCCACCUGGUGCAGUGAAACUGAUUGGAAACUUGCAUUUGAAAUGAAGUGCUGGCUUUUCUGAAGACUUAUGUAAAAACAUUUUCAAAAAGCCCCUUUCUGGUUGUGAGGAAAUAGUAUGGAGGCCUUAUUUUCAAAAACAAAACAAAAAAAAUGUGGAAUAUAAGGCACAUUUUCACAAAAAGCAAACAAGAGAGCAUAGAUACAAUCAUUGGGAAAUUUUCAUGCACGCUUAAUAUGUUAUUACAUAUGUUUAUAUAAAACACAUCUAUAUGUGCUUUCUGGACCGUGAUAAGUGAUGUUUUAUAGCCUGUUGUAUAGAAAAUGCAAACUAUAUCUGCUCUUCAGCCAUUUUUGGUAAACUCAAUGUUCUAAGUGUUCCUAGAUAUAGAAAGUUUUAUGACAUCUGGAGCAACAGACAUAAAUUCAGUUUUUUGCAGCCACUAUAAAUUGUCACAAAUUUCUUCCUUUUUUUUAAAUUUACAGUGUAGUGAUUAUACUAAGGGGAUGUGUAUGAAUGUAUAUAAGAGUCAGCUAAUUUUUUUCUUACCUGUACAGCCUCUAUUCUGUUGCAAUUCAGUUAUAGUAGUUUGUAUGAAAGAAGUGGAUUAAAAAGCAAAAAAUAUAUAUCUAUUGUAACUUUCCCCUCUAGUCCCCGUCCCCUGUUCCCAAUGUACAUCAAUAAAAUCAAUCAGAUUCGCAGAUUUUCCCAUAAAUGUACCACAUUCAUAAAUGAGUUAUCAUUUAGCAAGGUAAAGUGACUUUUGGGCUCUAAUCAAGGUUUCAUCACUGAAUAGUCUGUUUUGCUUUACAGAAAUCUUGCUCCCCAGGAAACUAUGAAAAAGUUUAAUUCCUUGUGAAUCUUAAUAUGAAUCAUACAGCAUGUAUCUGUCAUUCUUUUGCUACACUGUUGGUUGGUAAGAGACCUAAAACUUUAAAUUACUUCCACUGAGGAAUUACCCUUCCCCUAAAUAAAUAAAUAAAUAAAUAAUUUGAGGUGCAUCUUGCUAAACAUUUUUCAAAGGUGUGCAUUUUGUGAUAUAAACAACCAGGAGUCCGGUGGCACCUUAGAGACUAACGGAUUUAUUUGAGCAUAAGCUUUUGUGGGUAAAGAACUCACAAUUCAUCUGAAGUGAGGUUUUUACCCAUGAAAGCUUAUGCCCAAAUAAAUCUGUUAGUCUUUAAGAUGCCACCGGACUCCUUGUUGUUUUUGUGGCUACAGACUAACACGGCUACCCCCUGAUACUUGACAUUUUGUCAUAUGAGAAAGUAUUUUAAGCUAAGUUGAUUCCAUAGUAUUACAUGAUACAUAACCUGGCAAUUAAAUAUAAGUUGAUCAAUGAUCAUAUUUUAAAAUAAAAUUUAAUUGCUACAUAUAUUAGUUAAACACAUAUUAAAUAUCAUAAAGUUAUAGAUUUAUACAUUAAGUUUUUAUUAAUAUUGUUUCAUUGGGUUCACAGCAAUAAAUCAUGGUGUUAACAUAUCGCUUAUACAGAGGUACAAAGAAAAUACAUUAGACAGAGAGAGUAGUUCAAUAGAAAUCUUCUGAAUCAUUGAAAGGCCUCCUAGGAGGAAUAUAGAUAUUCACACUUUACAGACAGGAAAAAAGAAUUUAAUAUUAGCUUUAAACAGCAGGGCCAACACAUCUUCUUAUGUGGUAUUCACUGUAGCUGAUGAAAAAUGUGGGAACUGGUACAGCGAUCUAUCUUGGACAGAGAGGACAUGUAUCUGAGAAUGCCACUGUGGUUGCCAAACAAAUUGUGGUGCAUAUCAUAGUGUAUAUAUAAUGGGAUUUUUUUUUUAUGAUUCUUUGCGGAAAUUGAAAGUGAGGUUGCAAAGCAUUUUUUUUUAAUCCAUUCAAAAAAAAUUAGAUCAUUGUUCUCGUGUGGCAUUCUUCACUUCCCCCACCUUUGUAAGUCAGUUGUAUUCUGGGGAAGACAAGGAAUAGGUAUAUUCAAGAUCACUAUUAAAAUCAUGAUUUGUUUAGUCAGUGGGGAAAAAAUAAGUUGACUGCCAGGUAAUGUUCAGAACUGAGAUUUCCAGCACUGAAAGGUAUAUGGAAGGGCAAAGAUAACCUGUGUUUAGGAAUUCUAAGAUGGUACAAUGUAUGCUUUGGGCAGAUUGAAAUGUUUCUUUCCAUCUAGGAGGUGCAACCAGGCUAUCUUUCAAGCAGUUAACAUGCCAGUAAGUGAAUAUUUUAACAAAAUACAUACAUCAAGGAAUAAAAGUUGUACAACUGAUAAAAGCAAACAUUAUCUACAAUCCUUUCUGGAGGUUCUCCUUUUUCUCUUUGAUUUCAUGAUUUAACAAUGAAGAUGCAUAGAAGUAUAAGAGCAUCAGAAGUUUCAGUAACUGAAUUAAAAUGUUUUAAACAUUUUAAUACCUAACAUACCUAACAAAAAUUGAAUUCCAUAUCUAUAACAAUAUUAUGUUUGACUGAGAUAGCUUCAUUUCUAUUACUGUAUAGUGUUGCCUUUUUAACAAAACACUAAAAUAAUAUGUGAAAUGAUUUCAUCCCCAAGAAAUCAAAAAAGAGGCCCGAUGCCCUAACCUUAUAGUGCUUUCUGUGAUAGAUAUUUACGAAUUUUUUUGAUUUGUUGCAAAGCCAAUUUAUCCAUUAUUGGAAAUGCUAAGCAAGUGGAAUUUACUGUUUUGUUAAUAAA
This is a messenger RNA of Gopherus evgoodei (Goodes thornscrub tortoise), 8559 nucleotides long. RefSeq names its product neurexin 1 (gene NRXN1). The record is from RefSeq and is a predicted model, not a curated record. Lineage: Eukaryota; Metazoa; Chordata; Testudines; Testudinidae.